Molecule: messenger RNA, 803 nt
Organism: Wallemia mellicola CBS 633.66
Lineage: Eukaryota; Fungi; Basidiomycota; Wallemiomycetes; Wallemiales; Wallemiaceae
Exons: 2
Coding region: 19-771 (250 amino acids)
Biological process (GO): translation
Cellular component (GO): mitochondrial large ribosomal subunit; ribosome
Molecular function (GO): structural constituent of ribosome
Source: RefSeq, a predicted model, not a curated record
ACUAGGAAAGAAAAAAAAAUGGUUAAACAGCAUCUCCAUUACAAUAAACAAAAUAAGCAAAUGCUGAUGAGAAAUCUCGUCAGCCAAUUAUUCCAUAAUGAGCAAAUUACGACCACUUUACCAAAAGCUAAGGAAGCACAGAAAUUCGCUGAUAGAUUAAUUACCAAGGGAAAGAACAACACAUCUAAAUCUGACUCACUCGCUAAUAGCUUUUUAAUUACUUCUUUAACGCAGGAUCCAUUUAAUAAGUUAAAAAACCAAUUAGUAGAUAGAUACAAAGAUAGACAAGGUGGUUAUACACGUUUACACCUUCUCGGUAACAGACAGGGCGAUAACGCACCAAGGGCAGUCUUAGAAUUGGUAGACAAUCCACGUGAUAUAAAGAGGGAAGUUCUUAUGAGAACGAUAGCAAGAGAAUCCCUUCUCAGGAAAACCAGCUGGUCACCAGAGAAAUCAAACAUCCUCCGUCAACUCACGCAAAUAAACUUAUCAAAAUCAUUGAGGUAUCUCUCACAAGAAGAAAAAGAUACUUUCCACCAAAAAGUUCUAGACAUACAGGAUAGAAUUCUUGCAGAAUCGCAACUUGGUCUCAGACGAUUCGAUUCAGACAGAAAACCACAAUCAAAUACACUCACAUGGCCAUCAAAGGGCAAAACGGUCUAUGCUGGUGAACGCACAUCUGGAAUGGCAAAAUCUGAAGGUUCUCCAAUUAGUUUAAGUAAAGGUGUUUUCAGAAAGAGCCGUAAAGGUCCAUCAAAUAAGCUUGUAUAGACAACAAACAUUUCCUUUAUUCUAGAUUUACA